AUGGCGGCGCUCAGCCGGCAGGUCUUGGAUUGGCACCGCCUGAUCCCCCUCUCCUGGGCUGGCAUCGCUAGGCACACGCCUCACUUUGGAGAACAGAAAAAGGCAACGGCUUCCUUGCUGCGUAAACUGACCACAGCCUCCAGUGAAGGGGCCUUUGAGGGUUCGCCCCAUGUCCAACCCAGGAAGUGUGUGCAGGAACCAGAGUGCAGGACAAGCCUUACUCAGUGCCUUGAGAAGCAGAGGGCACCUGUGGAUGCAGGGUCCUUGGAGCGAGAGGAGGUCAUCAGUUCCCUCCUGGACAUGGGUUUCACUGAUGUCCAUGUCCAAGAAUUGCUCAGUAUACAACCAAGUCCCCACCCUCAACAGUUGCUGGGCAUCACCUCAAAGCUAAUACUCUUGGGUGUGAAUCCAGAGCCUGUGUGCGUGAUCUUGAAGAAAAGCCCUCAGUUAUUGAAACUGCCUGUAAUGCAGAUGGAGAAGCGCUCCAGUUACCUUCGAAAACUUGGGAUUGGAGAAGGGAAACUAAAGAGGGUGCUUUACUGUUGCCCCGAAGUUCUCACCAUGCAUCAGCGGGACAUUGACCGCAUCGUCAAGGUGCUCAGGGAGAAGUGCCUUUUCACGGUUCACCAAGUGACUGAGAUUUUGCACAGAUGUCCCUAUGUUCUUCGGGAGGACCCGGAUGAGCUGGAAUACAAAUUCCAGUAUGCCUACUUUAGGAUGGGGGUGAAGCACUCGGAUGUGGUGAGGACUGACUUCCUGCAGUACCCCAUCACCAAGAUCAGGCAGAGACACACGUUCCUGGAGCGCCUAGGACGGUACCAGACCCCGGAUAAGAAGGGGCAGACGCAGAUCCCCAACCCUCUUGUCAAGGACAUUCUCAGAGUUUCAGAAGCUGAAUUUCUGUCCAGGACAGCCUGUUCUUCUGCUGAGGAGUUUGAAGUUUUUAAGAAGCUCCUGGCUCGGGAGGAGGAAGAGGAGUCUGAGAGCCACAUGUCUGGUGAGGAGGAAGAGGAGGAGGAGGACCAGGACCAGGAGGAGGAGGAGCUGUGA
This is a messenger RNA of Pipistrellus nathusii (Nathusius's pipistrelle), 1050 nucleotides long. NCBI's taxonomy places the organism in Eukaryota, Metazoa, Chordata, Mammalia, Chiroptera, Vespertilionidae. The record is from the annotation of a GenBank genome assembly.